Sinocyclocheilus grahami is the source of this 1925-nucleotide messenger RNA. It is a transcript of the gene serhl, whose product is annotated as serine hydrolase like. The coding region runs from base 5 to 943 and encodes 312 amino acids. NCBI's taxonomy places the organism in Eukaryota, Metazoa, Chordata, Actinopteri, Cypriniformes, Cyprinidae. The record is from RefSeq and is a predicted model, not a curated record. The transcript is spliced from 14 exons. Gene Ontology annotation, cellular component: membrane.
UUGGAUGGGGUUUAAAACUGCACUGCAAGGUGUGAGAAUGCUUCCUGCCUUCACGAGCCUCAGACACUUUUCCACAACUACGAUGAGGAGAGCAGCGUCUGAGUUUCGAAUGACUGUCCCGUGGGGAGAGGUGAGAGGUCAGGUUUGGGGUCCUUCUAAUGGUCGUCCCGUGCUGUGCUUGCACGGUUGGGCUGACAACUGCGGGACAUUCAGUACCCUGGUUCCACUGCUUCCUAAAGACUGGAGAUUCGUAGCCAUUGACUUUCCAGGUCAUGGUCUCUCGUCUCAUAGGCCUGAUGGAUGCCUUUACACCUUCCCUUUGUAUGUGGCAGAUGUUCGGCGAGUUGUAGAAGCCCUUCAGUGGAAGCAAUUCUCUAUCAUUGGACAUAGUAUGGGUGGGAAUGUGGCAGGAAUAUUUAGUGCUUUGUACCCAGAGAUGGUUGAUGCUGUAGUUCUCUUGGAUAAUUAUGGAUACCUCCCAACACAAAUGACUGAGAUGUUUAAGAACAUGAGGAAAGGGAUUAAUGAUCAAAUCCACUAUGACAACAAGACGGAUGAGAGGAAAGAGAGGGUGUACACGUAUGAGAAAGCCAAAGAAAGAUUGAAGGCUGCAAACCCCUCCCUUUCCGAUCAGUCUGCAGACAUUCUGUUAGAGCGAGCUGUCAGAGAAGUUGAGGGAGGAUUUUUAUUCUCCAGAGAUUUCAGGAUAAACUUGAAAAACAUUGUGAAUAAUAAUAUGGAACAGUGCCUCCACAUGUUGUCACUAGUUAAAGCCAGAGUGAUGCUACUGCUGGCAAAAGACGGUCUAUUCAAAACGUUUACUCUACCUAAUGGAUAUGGUGAUUUGAUUCAGAAGAGCUGGGUUGAUCAAAAAGUGAGAUGUGCACACAUACACACAAACGCUUUGCUGAAAGCUGCACAUUUGCCUUGUGCUCAUAUGUAGCUUUGCCAGCUGCUAUUUGGCUUCGUUAUUCAGCAUUUUAAUUAGACGAUUCCAUCCGCUUAGCCUGGGUUUGAGACUUAAAACCCAAAAGCGCCAGUUCACAGACGAUCAAGGAAAGACUACAGGUAUGUAGAGACAUAUGAUAAAUAUGUGCAUGUGUGGAAGUGAUGCUUUAUCGCAUGCUGUAGAAAUAUGAUUAAUUUUUUUAGUGUAAUUCAUCUUCAUUGUACUUCAUCUUCAUUCUUUGUUGUACUUCAUUGACAGAACCUGCUGCACUGUUAAGUAUGAGUACCGUCAUACUUUGAUAUUGGAUUAUGCUGCAUUUCAUAUACUGCAGUGCACAGGUGUGUUCUCAUUUAGAGAAUAUUUGUCUCUCUGUUUCUCUCUUUCUAUACUUAUGAGAUAACACGAUGCCCUGGAUGUUUCUGGACUGGUUCGUCCCCGUCUAUCUGCUGGUCUCGGUCCUUGUCCUGGCUGGUUUCGGAGCAUGUCUGUAUUUUCUGGAGCCGGGUCUUCAAGAUGCCCACAAGUGGAGCAACAAGUCACUGAGGCACCAGCCGCUGGCUCCCAUAAGACAAACAUGCUGCAGAGAUGACGACAGCAAUGCCUUGUUAUGAUAGGGCAUGUGUGGAUGCUGCAAUGAGACGUUUGUGCCAAAUCAUAUUGUAUAUUGAUGCCACUUUAUCAAAAUCCAUUGUCUUUUCACAGGGUUUCUAUAGUUAUAUGCAAUGAUCUGCAAUCAGAUUACAGAGCAAAAUAGUAUAAUACACUGCAGAACUUGAUUCAUUUAUAUUUACAAAGAAUAUUAUUUGCAUUAAACUUUGUAAUCUCAACAAAAUUAGAUGUAUUCCCCUGCUAUUUCAAAACUAACAAUGAAAAUUGUCUCUACAGCAGUGGUUUUCAACUAGGGAUCCAGAAUCCACUAGGGCACUUAAAAUGAUUUAAAAUUAACACAUGUGACCCUGGACCACAAAACCAGUCA